AUGGCUGGAUUAAGAGGAGCUCUUGCUCUGCUCGCCUUGGGCGGCGCAGUGCGAGCGUCACCAUUUGCUGUGUCCAAUGGCACAAACACAAUUACAGACCCCCCAACAGCCACCGGAGGACCGAGCACUCCAACUCAGCCUGCGGAUGUCACCUGCGGCACCAUCAGCAGCUUUCCUGCCAUUGUUCUUCAAGAGUAUGAAGGCCUCUCAACAGAUCCGGCGUUGCAGUGCCAAUGUCUGAUCUCGGUAAACAACUGGCUGUCCACAACCAACCCUCCGACGAGGACCCUCACCAGGACCAUCGGAACUGGCGUCACCACUUUCACUGAAGUGACUGGCACCACCACAGAGGUGGUGACAACCGUCGUAAACACCGUCGAGACAGCCACAGUCACCGAAAACUUCAUCCUCCCUCAGAGCAAUGUGUGGUAUGGAUCCGCGGAGCCGCCAUGUUGUUACAGCUGCACAAUUGCUGCCUCCACGGUAGAGGUAUUCUACUGGGCUGAUCCUACUGGCACGACGCCCCUGGCCACCUCAUUCACGUCUGCUGGCAUCGUCUUCGAGUCCCCUUCCGUCUACAUCGGAUUCUCAGCUUUGUCUGCCUAUGACUACUGCGGUACUGUUGGAGAACCCCGGUUCAACACGACGGUUGGAUUUGCUCCCGGCGAACUGUCUACUAUGGUCUUUUCUCUUGUGACUGGAACACCCGUUACUGUUGGAACCAUCACCGGCGGCACCACGAUAAAUAGCUUGAGCACACCAUCUUUUUACUCUCCUGUUGGGUCUGCUGAACUCAACACGGCGGAUCUGAAGAGGAACUGCUCCACCAUUGCCGGCUACACUUAUAUCCCCGGCAACCCCUCCAAUGCCAUCAACGGUUCCCCUGAUCCUUGCCACCCCACUAUUGUGAUUCCCGAUCGAAUCCGAAGCUUGGAUCCGGCCUGGAAGUCUUGCAUCUCCGAUGCCUUCCAAGGUUUCUACGACCCUCCCUCGGCUCUCAGCUCUGUCACGGCCUUGGUCCCUACAACUACUCCGCCGCCUCCUCCCCCUACGACCACGCCUCCCAGCUCUCGAAGCACCAGCGCUGCUGGGCCAUCCUCAACACCGCCGCCGCCUCCCCCGAAGACGACGAGUUCAGCUCCUCCUCCUCCUCCACCGCCGCCGCCUUCCACAUCUGAUGCUGGCAACCCUCCUCCCUCGGGUCCUACAUCUACCAGCGCCUCUCCUCCUCCUCCACCUCCACCACCUCCACCUCCGGCUUCGAGUUCAUCCCAGCCUGGCGGAGGUGCUAGCAGCCCUCCUCCUUCGUCAAGCUCGCCUGCAGGUGGCAACAAUCCCCCUCCCGCGAGCUCCUCGAAUGGAGCGGGCAACGGUGGUGGUAACAGUGUCACUCCCUCCAGCCCUUCCACCCCCUCUGGUACUCCAGGUGGCGGCAACGGAGGCGGAAACAACGGAGGCGGUAACGGCGGUGGGAACAACGGCGGCAAUGGAGGUGGUAACAACGGCGGCGGUAACGGAAGCGGCAACGGUGGUGGUAGCAAUGGAGGCGGUAACAAUGGAGGCGGUAGCGGAGGAAACGGAGGCUCUAACGGAGGCGGCAAUGGAGGAGGCAGCGGAGGCAACGGAGGCAACAAUGGCGGUAACGGAGGAGGCAAUGGUUCACCUCCUGGCGGAAACAACGACAACAACAACGCCGGCGGUACUACUACUGAAGGCCCUGGAAGCACGCCUCCAGCUUCAAGCGAGAUUCCUCCCUUUACCGAGAACUCUCAGUCUCAAAUCGUCUUUGGCUCUUCGACCUUGAGCCCCGGAGGACCUGCAAUUACUGUCGGUGGCAACACCUUGUCAUUGCCCACCUCGGGAUCUUCAAUUGUUGUCAACGGCAACACCGUCCCCCUCUCCGAAACCUCUCCCGCCUCUCCUGGAGAGUCUGGCUCUCCUGGCUCUCAGGAGACUUCCACUCCCGGCUCUCAGGAGACUUCCGCUCCCGGUUCUGGGGGCUCGCCUGGAGGCUCUGAGUCCAGCACUACCGCCUCGGCAGGGCUGCCAACGAACUCAAUCCCUACCGUUCCUGGGAACGCAGCGCCUGGACUGUUUUCGGGCGCAAUGAGAAGCAUCAAGGCAGUUGCCGUCGUUAUGCUUGUUGCAUUUUACUUCUAA
Trichoderma breve is the source of this 2160-nucleotide messenger RNA. RefSeq lists its product as uncharacterized. The transcript has 6 exons. Bases 1 to 2160 code for a protein of 719 amino acids. The record is from RefSeq and is a predicted model, not a curated record. Lineage: Eukaryota; Fungi; Ascomycota; Sordariomycetes; Hypocreales; Hypocreaceae.